AUGUCGUACGAGCUCUUCAUGAGCGCUAUUGUCGGCGACACCGAUGCAGCAAAGGCCCGCGCGCUUCUAGGCGGCUUCACCGAAAUGCGUGAGCGGCACCAGAUCACCCGAGUCCAACAUUACGAACUCCACGACACGGCCGCCAAGGGCCUUCCCACCAUCAAGCAAAUACAGAAGGAGCGCAGGCCGACCGCGCCUCAAUGGCAUGAGUUGCACCAAAUCCUUGCCAAGCAGCCAUUCAUCUUGCAGAUGCGCACCGACAUCACAGACGAGGCCCAGAAGAAAGCUCCUAAUGCCGCAGCCGGGGGAGAAGCGGCAUCCAACGCCCCUGCCGGAUCUGAUUCCGGCCAGCCCUGCGCUCUCAGGUGGACCGAUCUGCCUGAUCCACAGAACCCGCAGUUCCCAUUCAUCACCCAACGCAGGGUUCUCGACAUCGCCGACCAAGAUGCGCAGACCAUCCUUGCCGCCAACAAGUUCAGGGCUACAUCCAACAUAAUCGAGGAGUCGUACAGCUGGUGGCUGAAUGGCGUCGAGUAUUCCUUGACCCGGAUGUUCCAACUCGCCUUGGAUGCCGAUCCUUCGGCGCAGGUUCCAGAUCUGGCGUCACUCAAACCCUUUGCUCCGUUCUGGAUCCUCAUUGUUCGCGCCAAGAUAGACUCGCUCCCGACCGCCUCAAUGCCGACACGCAUGAAACAAGCCCAGGCCCACUUGGCGCAAGCUCGGGACAGGUUGCUGGGCAUUUUUGAAUUCAAGGUUUUCGAUCGCCGCUGCCACGAUACACGAAUCCAGGAAACAAGAACGGCUUAG
Parathielavia appendiculata is the source of this 807-nucleotide messenger RNA. RefSeq lists its product as uncharacterized. Gene Ontology annotation, molecular function: transcription coregulator activity. NCBI's taxonomy places the organism in Eukaryota, Fungi, Ascomycota, Sordariomycetes, Sordariales, Chaetomiaceae. The transcript has 3 exons. The record is from RefSeq and is a predicted model, not a curated record. The coding region runs from base 1 to 807 and encodes 268 amino acids. Gene Ontology annotation, cellular component: mediator complex. Gene Ontology annotation, biological process: regulation of transcription by RNA polymerase II.